Messenger RNA from Meloidogyne enterolobii, 503 nucleotides. NCBI's taxonomy places the organism in Eukaryota, Metazoa, Nematoda, Chromadorea, Rhabditida, Meloidogynidae. The record is from the annotation of a GenBank genome assembly.
GAAAAAUGACUACUUCAACAUCUAUGCAACAACAAACUGUUGCCCAAAAAAUUUUAUUUAACGAACUUUGUAAUGUAUUUCAAGAAAUUAAAUCAACAUAUAGAGCAACCAAGCAUUUUGUUUUUAAUAAAUUUUUGAGACGUUGGAGGGAUGAAAUGGUUAAAGAAAAUGUUGAAGAUGGGUUUAUCGAAUAUAGAACUGAUGAUACUUUUUAUCCCGCUUUGCGGUUAUUUGUGCCUAGUAAAGAUGUGAAAAUUAGGGAAUUUAGAAUUAAAGAGGCAAAACUCAACCAAUUAGUUUGUAACUCAAUUGCGGCAAUGCCACUAAAUCCUGUACCUACAAAUUAUGAUUUGUUGGUUGAACGGCUUGUAAAUAUGUCUGCAGAUCGUUUCCCUGUUAAUACGGCAAAAUUGACAAUUUGGGAAGUCAAUGAAUUUUUGGACAGAAUUAAAUACCCGAACAGCGUUGAUAUUCGUUUGUUUUUUUUGUUUUUUUACAUUUAG